AAAAAAACCUUUGCCAGCAGAACAAGAUGUCACUUAGGAGUGACGUCACGUCGCAAGUUUCUGCAGUAAAAUUAAAUUAUUCGGAUUGUAACGUUAAGUGAUUAUUGUCUCCUUUUGACUGGUAAUAAAGGAAAAAUACACUAAACGGUUUAUGUUUUAAUGUGGCAUAACACAACUAAGGGCACAAGGCUGACUUCAGCUUCUUAUUCGCUGCAUCUAGGACAGACGUUUAACAUCCUUUGAAGAAAGAUUUUACUACUAAAUAAAUCUGCGCAGUAGUUUCUGUAUUGACAUAAUCAUGUAAAGUUUUGUUUGCGAUAUUCAAAGUUUGCAAAAGUGAACGUUCACAUAAAGGCUCAAGUUUGGCACCAAAUUAUAUUUAAUAUCAGUUACGUCGACUCAGAAAACAAUAACAUUACAAUUAUCGUUUUUGUAACAAAAAGGUUAAAGAUUCUGGUUGCCAACCUAACUUUGAGAAAAGAUUUGUCCUUCGAGCCGGAUUCGAACCAGCGACCUAAGGAUGACAGUGUUCAACCUCUACAGUCCUCCGCUCUACCAACUGAGCUAUCGAAGGGCUACGUCACAGCGCGGCAGUAAACAAAUUUUUGUACUUAGCAAAGCAUAAGGAACACAAGCGUGUUAAUUUCAACACGCUUAACGUUACACAGAAAAAGAAAUAAAAGUCUCAGGAUAUAACAGUUACAAAACAGAUUUUUCUACCCAUCAAGUUAAAAUUCAAUUAUUAUAUUAAAAUGCAUUGCUACAUAUCACACCACUAAGUGUCAUUGUACAAUGAUUCAAGUUGUAAAUGUCACAAUUUAAGGAUUUCUUGGUUUUCAUUCAGUUUGACGUACUGUAGAAGUACUGUAACUGGGAGUGGUUAUUUGUGGCUCCUGUCAAUCAUCACAAACGCUCUGCUCCUAUUGAUAGAUGCAGCUGUCUCUUGCCGUGUCUACCCAAUCAGGAAUCUGUUUUUAAAUAAGACCACCACCUGUCACUCACAAAUUACAUGCUAGCACACUGGUAUAAGCCGGGUACAGCGGGACCAUCUAGAAUCAAACAAAUGCUUUUAUCAUUCUUAAGAAGAAGAUAAUGAUCCUGUAAGGCAUUCUUGAUAUAUCAUUCAUCCUAUCCAUCCCAUUCAAUUCCCUUACAUUCCUAAAGAAAAGCCAUCUCACUAUCACUGUAUACACUAGAUUCCUAAAACAGCCCUUCGUAAAGCGCAUCUGCUUUUACAUAGCAAAUGAAAUAUGUCAUAGCACUAGCUUUAGUGAUGCUGGUUUUCAUCCGUGUCAGAUGAGACUAUAGUCAUAAAUCUAAUAGGAAGUGGUUGGAAGCGUAUUAUAUGUACAGUAUGUAUAAACAUAAAAGAGAAAGGGCAUGACUCAAAGUAUUAUUUCCCAAAGGAUUGGCGGUGACUAUAGAUUUCCAACAUAAGAGCCUGGUAAAAUGUUAAUGAGAAUUCUUGGUACACAAAUAGGAUUUGGGUAGACGCCACUGAACACUUGGUUGCCUUUGUCUGUUAUCUGCUAUCUUUUUACCUUUCACAUUGUCUUAAGAGGGUAAAAAUAGAAUACAGACCUAAUUAUCCCUUAAUGCAAAUUCUCAUUCUCUGGAAUUUGGGAGAUUUGGGAAUUUAAGGAAAUUAUUUGGAAAUUUUGGGUUAUUUAUACAAGCUGCAUCGCAUACCAACAUAAGCUUCCUUGACAUUUGACUCAUCUUCAUCCGCGUGCCACAAUUCCCAUAUAAUUUCCAUGGAAAGCUUUCAAAAUUCUCAGACUCCGAGCAUAGAAUUAAACAACUGUUGCUAGACAAUAAGAUCAUUGGCUUGGUUAGCCCUACUCAUACAUGGUGUGAAACAAGAUCCUUACCAAUGGACAAAUGGGCCCGUGCAUCUGUUUGGGGUCUGAAAUAGGCACUCUUUACACCACAAAGGUUUUAGGGUGGUAGAGUCAGAGGUUAAAGGUCAGGGUCUUGGUAUAGAGCUCUUGGCAGAACAAAACAAGGGAAAAAAUAGAUCCUUGAUGCAUCUGUCCAAACAGCUUACCUCUGUCUCAUUCAGCGAAGGUCACGUGGUUAGGGCGGACCCUAUAAAACCACGAGGCUUCCACAGAGACCAGCUCAGUCCUAUCGCUCUCUUCCUGAACCACAAGCUGAGCAUAAAGUCAAAUUCCCUCUCUUCCCAUAAGACUCAGAAGUAGCACCAUGUGUGACACAGAGGAGUUCGUUGAGGAGUAUGAGGAGGAACAGGAGGAGGUGAACGAAGAGGAGGAGGCUGAAGAGGAAGAGGCUGUUGAGGAAGAGGCUGUGGAAGAAGAGGCUGUAGAGGAAGAGGCAGAGGAGGAAGAGCAGGAAGAGGAAACACAGGAGAAAGUGGAAGAAGAUGAAAAGGAGGCAGAAAAGCCCAAACCCAAGAUGUUUGUUCCCAACAUCAUAGCACCAAAGCUCCCCGAUGGAGAAAAGGUGGACUUUGAUGACCUCCACCGCAAGCGUGUGGAGAAAGAUUUCAAUGAAUUACAGAGUCUCAUCGAGUUCCACUUCAACAACAGGCAAAAGGAAGAGGAUGAACUCGUUGCUCUAAAGAAUCGCAUAGAGCGGCGUCGGGCCGAUCGUUCCGAGCAACAGCGCAUCAGAACCGAGCGUGAGCGAGAGAGGCAGGCGCGCCUUGCCGAGGAGAGGACACGGCGUGAGGAGGAGGCGGCCAAAUUGCGUGCGGAGGACGAAGCCAGGAGGAAAAAGACCCUGUCCAACAAGGGCUAUGGAGGGUACCUGCAGAAAGUGGAUCAGAAGAAAGGCAAGAAGCUGACGGAACGCGAAAAGAAGACCAAGGCUCUCAUGGAGCGUCGCAAGCCCCUCAACAUCGAUCAUCUCAACCAGGAGAAGCUGGCAGAAAAAGCUCUUGACCUCUAUAAGUGGCUCAGUCAGCUCCACGCAGAGAAGUUUGACCUGGCGGAGAAGCUAAAGAGUCAGAAGUAUGAAAUCAAUGUUCUGCGUAAUCGCGUCAGCGAUCAUCAACGGGGAGCCAAGACAACCAAGAGCUCCAGAAAGUCCUGGAAGUAAAUUUGAUGGAUUAACAGAUGCAGAAUAAAGUGAACUAAACGGUUUGUUGGAAACACAGUCUCUUAUCAGACUUUGUAGGACAACAUCUAUUUUAUUUUUAUUGAAGAUCUUCAUCCUAUUUCACCUUUAUUUUACAUAUCACACAUGCAAAGGGUUUUGUUGUGUAAAAGUUUGGACUUACAGAAAGCUCAUACUGUACAGUAUUUUUGCUCAGUGUCUCAAUGUGAUGUGAC
Messenger RNA from Misgurnus anguillicaudatus (oriental weatherfish), 3293 nucleotides. RefSeq names its product troponin T2c, cardiac (gene tnnt2c). The record is from RefSeq and is a predicted model, not a curated record. Gene Ontology annotation, biological process: regulation of muscle contraction; sarcomere organization; cardiac muscle contraction. Gene Ontology annotation, molecular function: troponin C binding; troponin I binding; tropomyosin binding. NCBI's taxonomy places the organism in Eukaryota, Metazoa, Chordata, Actinopteri, Cypriniformes, Cobitidae. Gene Ontology annotation, cellular component: troponin complex.